GGGCGUAAUCAGGCAUAUGCAACAGAUAGCCGGUUAGUUAAGCGGUGGGGGGAAAGGAAAAGAGCGAGCGUUGAAAGUUUUGGGACCGCGAUUGACGCUUUCCAAAAAGUUCAUCUCGUUAUGAACAGCUUCCGCUGGCAUUACUCGAUAUUUAAGAGAUAUGUGAGCCUUGUGUAAACUGUGUUGGAGUCUAGCAGAACAUCGGCGAAGAAAACCGUAAAGAAAUGAACUUCAAACCAAAAGCCAUCAGUGCGUAAGAGGCAAUCACCAUGGCAACACAGUUCAAUAUUGACGACGCCUUCGUGUUGGAGGUGGAUGAGGAAGGAUCCUUGUCUGGGGUGGACGCCGAAGGAUGGCCGUCUCGGGACAAGGACAGAGAAGCGGAGCUGACGUUUGGCCCUCUGACUUUUUCAAAGCCUCAGCCUCAUCCCUCACCCGCUUUGCUUGCCUCACCCGAGCACAGUAACCUCAAGUAUCAGAAUCUGGAAAAUGAAGACCCGCUUAACAACAAUGGCAAUUCCUCUUUUAACAACUUCUUUAAAAUCAGUGACCCCGCCACUCUGUCUUACUGCAGCUCUCAGUGGUCCUUCAGCACCUUGAGUUCUGUUACGCAACUUUCAGCGCAUUGUUGUGGGUGGGUGUCACAUCCGCUGGUGAAGAAAAACAGAAGAGUUGUCCUUGCUUCCUUUCUACUCCUCUUCACUGGAGUUGCCCUUAUUUUCACUGGGGUUGUCAUACAGCUGAAUCCAAAUGCAGGCGUUUCAAGUGCUAUCUUCUUUGUUCCUGGAUUCCUGCUCUUCAUCCCUGGAGUGUAUCAUGUGAUAUACAUCAGCUGUGCUGUUCGCGGAAGACGAGGCUUCAAGUUGUUCUACUUGCCUUAUUUUGAAAAAUGACCUCUCACCAAACACUACAUGAACCACUUUGGCUUUGUUCUGCCGCCAGUACAUUGGCAACUUAACACAUUGUGUUGUUUUUCUUGUUGUGAUGACCACUGAAAAUUCAAAUCGUUCAUUUUGUUUACUUGUUCCACUACAUUAAAGUAUCUUUGUACGUUCAUGGACAUAUUGUGGAGUAUGUGAAUAUGCCUACUGACUGUGAAAUAAUAAAAACAUUUGUUAUGUUUUCCUCUUUAUGCAUACGUUACUGUGAAUAAAAAAGCAUCAAUACA
Molecule: messenger RNA, 1168 nt
Organism: Corythoichthys intestinalis (scribbled pipefish)
Lineage: Eukaryota; Metazoa; Chordata; Actinopteri; Syngnathiformes; Syngnathidae
Gene: tmem134
Product: transmembrane protein 134
Exons: 8
Coding region: 270-893 (207 amino acids)
Source: RefSeq, a predicted model, not a curated record